CUUCACCGCCGGCCGCAUAUGAUCGAUUGUCAAAGCGGACCCUUCCUAGCAUACAUCGGCCUGACUGCUGCCCGUCCAGCGACGUUCGGGAUCUCACCCCUUCCCAAGAAAGCCCUGGGCUGGUCUCAGCUAGCCCGGGCACCUGUCGCGUGCGCACUCCUUGACCUUCCGAGGUGGUAACGCUAGGGCCACCACCUCCUUCAUCAGGCCGACCGAAAGCAACACAAUGCUCUACUCUGGCGAUUAGCCCCGAAGAUCCAUUGCUUGCGCGAGCUAGACACUGAGCUCGACUGGCCUGACCCUAGGCGCCCUCCGCAAGCUCGCGAUCUCACGCGAUUGCACCCCUUGGCUCGGACCCCUUGUCCCUGUCAAGUCCUCGUCCUCAUCCUCGCGAAGGUCCUUGUUCGCGCUGCCAAUUGUGACAUCACUGGCCAAAGUGCGGCACCCUGUCGCCAGUCUCAUCACCCAGACAUUAGUAGACUAGCAUAUAUACCGCUGAUAUGGCCCAGUACUCCGUCUUCGGGCCUCGCACCUUUGGUUCUCCCUCCGUCGACGACUUCCUCUCUCCUCAAUCUGGUGAAGAAGGCAGUAACUUCGAAACAGACUACACCAUGGACUCUUCUGCAGAUUCUGCAGUGACACGAGGAGGGCGCACUGGCAGCAUCAUGCAGAAACCGACUGUUUCGCCUGCCAAGUCAAAUGCGAAUCAGCAAAUCCUGGACGGCGCAGUCGAGGAGGAGCGGGUCAGGGAUGCAUCGCUGCUCAUCCUGCCGCUCCUGCUGGCCAAUCCACCCAUGCUGCCAAGUCAUUUGAAGAGCGCCGAGGUACGGCAACGCCACCAAAUGCUCUCCAUCAGCCCAAAUGACGUCGACGACUAUCUAGUCACUUCAUUUCCCUCAGCGCCCGAGGACCUCAAGUCUGAAGUGAUCGCCGGCCUCGACCAGCUGAAGAACAGCGUCGAGCAGCUCGCCGGCAUCCUCGCGACAGACACCGAUGCUAUGGAGCACAUCGUACGAAAAGUGCGCUGGGCGAGCCCGGAACCUGGCAACAUUCAAGCCAACAUCUUCCUGGGCGAUGAUGCAGCCGACACAGACGCGCAAGAUGGUGGAGGUGGUGGUGCUCUCUGCCUCAUACUCAAGCAUGAGGAGGACACCGGUGGUGGGCGACGCGCAAAUCGAGAACCUUGGCGCUUCCACAACCUCUUGCCCUUCGGCGGUGCUCCUGGAGCUUGGUUUGAUGAUCUUGCUCGAGCUCAAAAGAGGCCAGCGCCAGCUCCUCCUGCUAAGCCCGCCGGGCUGUCCGUGCAGUGGAAGGAUCGCUCCAUCGACAGCAACGGGCGCUCGCGCAGCUUGACGUCGAACGCUACGACACGUACUGCCGGUUCCUACAACACGGCUGACGAAGGCGAGACAGACCAGGAGAAUGUGGCUGGUGAUGCUCCCGAGGACAAGUUCACCAGCGCCGACGACUUCUGGGGCGGGUGGGACGACGGCGAGGGAGGCGAGAAGGAGGAGUCGCGUGAAGUUAUCAACAAAGGCGCUGGCGCUGAAGACGACGAAGACGAUGAAGAAGCCUACUGGGCCUCAUACGAUGCCUCUGACCCUCAUGCCGACAGGCUACGACGUGAUGCCGAAGAGGCAGAGCGCCAGAAGAUGGCAGACCUCGACAACGUCUCGCAGAUGGGUUCAGUCAACUUCGAUGGCCUGGAGCGCCGAAUGGACCACAGCGACUUCUACGCUGUCGGUGCUGGAUCUACUUUGGGAGCUGACGAGCCCAUUCAGGAAGAAGCAGACGAUGGUCAAGAGGAACAGUCCCACACCGGCGACGCUCAGAUGGCUUCAGACUCGCCUCGCCGCUCAAUAGAUGAGGUACCUCCUCCGCUCGACUCCGGCUCGCUCCCUUCCGUGGCGUACGAGAGUGUCCAAAAGAUGAUCGACGCUGAGCAACAGCAGCAGCAAGAUACGCAGGACAGCACGCAGGAGCGCAGCGGUGCUCUUUCGCCUCGCUCCGAUGCUACGAGCAUGGGUUUGACCGACGAGGGCGAGCAGAUUACCGCGGACAACACGACCGUGGACAUCGAGGAGCUCGACCGUGGGCGCGAAGCUGCCGGAAAGCCUGAGCCACAAGACGAUGAUCAUCGCGACGAGAUGCAGCAGCAGGAUCAAGAUGUCGAGCCAGCUGAGAAAGAAGUCACCGCUGAGGAGCAAGAGGAGCGCAAGGCUGAAGACGAUGUUGGUGUCGCCGAACCAAUGCGCACGCCUCAAAUUGAGGCACCGCCCUCGCCAACUCGAGAUCCAGCCGCAGCCACUCCCAUGCCACACUCUCCACGCAAAGCCCGCAACAAGAUGAUCGGCAUAGAGCAUCUCGCUGUCGCACAGAGUCGGCAACGCAAGAAGAGCGGCACCAGCCACGGCGAUGUCUACCCGCCCGCACCAAUGAGCGUGUCAGCUCAGAGCGUCUUUGAGACUCCCUCUGAUAUGAGCUUGGCGGAUCUCGAGGCCUUCUACCGUAAUCGCGAUCAUCAGAGGAUGGUAGAAGCUAAGGAAAGGCUCUCGAGGAUGCAUCGCGAGUCGAGGGAGUCGAUGCGUGAUAGUACGGGGCCACCACACAAGCACAGGAGCGAGAGGAGCAAGGCUGGUCGCGAUGAUGCCGACGACGACGACGACGAGGAAGAGCAUGACAGCGACAUCGUCAGCGAGGCAGAGUCGGCUCUCGAGGCAGUCAUGUCUGAGUACGCAAGCGCGCCCAGCCGCCCUGGCACGACUCAAGCACACAGCGAUCUUCACGAAGACGCAGACGAGCAGGAGCAAGAGCAGGAGGAGGGGCAGUCUGAGAAAGACGAUGGUGACGAUGCGGCCGACAAGCAGCGGGCGCGCAGCAGCAGCAAUGUUGCUCAAACGUCCGCCGCUACUCAGUCCGCUGCCACGCGCAGCGAUGCCGAUCCUCUGGAGGCCCUUUCGCAAGCAGACCCCAUGCUGGCCUUCAACGCCGAAGACUCCAAUGUAGGAGAAGAGGAAGGCGAAGAAGACGAAGAGGCCAAGCGCAAGCGGAAUCGUGGUCGCGUGCCUAUGACGCGCGAGGUCAGCAUGGGCACGCUUCGUCGCCUUGCUGAGGAGAAUGAGCUCAAGAGCGAAGAGGCCAAGCGCGCAAGGGGUGAUAUGGAAGAUGCCUCCUCGACUACGACUGGUCUGAGCAAGGCCGGCGGCUUCAAGAACUUCUUACAGCUUGCGCCUUCUACUGUUGCCACCGAUUUGGACUCCGAGGAACCAAUACUCGACGAGGAUUACGCCGAACCCCACGCUCUUCCUGCUGCUAUUGAUGAGGAGGAAGAAGGUGCCCUGAGUGAGGAAGCGGACGAGCGACAUGACCAAGAGCAGGAGAACGAUAUGAGCGAACAGGCGGCCGAGGCCGCUCAAGUGCCUGUGCCUGCAUCCACACUUGGCGAUGUCGACAACCAACGUCUCGCGGCACCCGGCCUCGACGACCGUCAGCCAGGCGAUGACGACGAAGACCACGGGGGUGCCGAAAACGCUGCCAGCGCAGCCCUCUCCGCCUUCGCCGCCGACCCCAACGCCACGCCGCGCCCCCGCGACUCUGGUGGCUGGGGAAAAGAAGCCAAUAAGCGUGAUGAAAACGAGGGGAUUGAUGACCGAGAGCAAGAAGAGGAGGAAGGCGGAGGAAACCAAGACGAAUACGACUUGGACGCCUUCAUGUUCCCCGACCAGCACAAGAAGAAUCGCCUUGACUCGCCCGGGCUCAGCGAUAACGACCCGCUGGCUCGGGAGGCUUUCGGCAUUAUCACUGGUCGUGGUGGUGGCGGCGGCAGCGGCGCAAAGGGCAGACUGAGCCCCUCGAACUUCAGAGUUCCCAACAAUCGUGCCUCCACUUCUGGUGGAGCCGCCCCCAGUGAUAGCUUCUUGCCGGGAGCUGCGAGCGAUGCUAGCGUGCGGCCACUACUGGGCAGCAUCGCGGGUCGUGGCCGCUCAGACGAGUCGGGCAAUACCGGCGUCACUGGGAACACGGGCAUCUCUAGAGCCUUGCAUGCCCGCGGUGUGCUAGAUCCGAGGCGCAUUGUUGAGGAGGGCAAUGAGGAUGAAGGCGAGGGGCAAGAAGAGGAGUCGCAAGGUCAAGAGGAUGGCGCCAACGAGCAGCAGCCGCAAGAGCCUCAAGACGAAGAAGGAGAGCAGAGCUUCGACUCUCAAGCUACACCUCGCGCCCAGCACCAGCCUCCUCGCGUCAACCGCGGCGGCGCCACACGAAGUAGCAAGGCCGGCGAAUCCGGCGCUCGCUCUCCUACCUCGAACAUGGCCACACAAGGCAAUAGCAGCGCCAACGCUACGACGAGCCGCCCCUCUCGCCCUGCGACGUCCCGCAACGCCUCAACAGACCGAGUGUUGGGCGCUGCCUCAACCUCCACCGAUCUUGGCUUGGCAGAGAUAGCCGACGACCGCCAGUCAGAGAAGUACAGCGUAGCGCCCGGUCCGCAUUGGAUUGGAGCAGCACCACCUCCUGGCUCCACGUCGCAGCACACGGCUAAUCUCCGCCACCAGUAUCUAAGGGCACAGAGACAGCAGGCAUUGGAGAGCCAGAGGGAGAGGAUGGGCCAAAAGCCCGGGCGCGCUGCCAGCGGUGAUGACGACGAAGAGGCCCCAUUGGCGAGAGGAGCACAACAGCGCCAGCCCUUCCCUCCUGCUGAUCGCGGCCGAGGUGGGCCUCGCGGACGUGGUGGGCGCGGUCGCGGCGUCAGAGGCCCGCCACUUACGCGUCGCACACCGUCCACGGGCGCUGUCAAACGUGUCAAGGAGAUCAAUGGUAUCCCCGCUUCGGCAGCUGUUGCUGUCGGCCCGACAGACGAGGACGAGGCCGAGGACGAGCAGCAGAGAGAGGAAGAGGAGGAAGAAGAAGAAGAAGAAGACAACGCUGCGAGGGCACUUUACGAUCAGGUGAAGGACUUGGCACGCGAUGGGGAUGGCAUCGAUGAUGAUGAGGAGGAAGAUGAAAAUCGCGAUGGCGAGGACCAGGACGAUAUGGACGAGGAUGGAGACGUAGGUGGGCAAGACGAGCUGGCUGAUCAGGAUCGUGGUCAAGAUCAGCAAGAGGACCAGGGCGACGAACAAGGAGGUGAGAGCGACGAGGGCGAGGAGAAUGAAGACAGCCUCGAUGCCGAGCAGCGCGACAUCAACGGCGACGCCGGCCCACCCUCCCCUGCCCUGCGCCACAAAAGCAGCGCCCACUCCUUCUCCCGCCAUUCUGACCCUCAGGGUCGACCACCUCUGCCCUCACCGGCAGCUCUCGCCCCUCCCUCGCCCGGCACUCCUUCAACCUCCCUCGACCCUUCACGUGCUCCCUUCACUCGACCCAACCUCAACCAACGCCAGCAGCCCGAUCGCCUUCACGCCUCUCAAGCAGCACAACGUCGUCGGCGUGCUCUCAAGGCCUUGCAGCGUCGCAAUGGCCACGUUCAGGCUCUGCUACGCUCGGUCGUUGCCGUAAUCAAUGAUCAGGGGGCGGAGGAUGACCUUGAGGCAGGCGGUAGCGCAGGUGUCCUGCCCAUGCUGGGAGAGAGUGAUUUCUUGCGCCUGGCGAGGGAGGCCUUUAGGGAGUGUGAGAGAAUGAAAGAUGAGCGGAUCGCGAAUGGCGCAGGUGGGAGAGGAGGAGAGGUGGGGUUGAGUGGAAGGGAUGUUAUGGGAGGAAAGGCGAAGGGCGUCGUAAUGGGAGGCCAGGCCGCGAUGGACGAUGAUGGCCAGGAUGAUGAGGAGUAUGAGGUGGAGAUGCCUUUGGCGAUGGGAGAGGAGGAAGACAAUGGUGACGAGUACGAUGAUCAGGAGGAAGGCGAAGGAGAGGGAGACGAAGCUGCUGGUGGCGCUAUGCCUCAGGAGGGCAUCAUGGCUAUAUAGACACGAGACCCCGGAUUUCAGACUCGACUUCUUCGAUACUUGUCACAGUGAAUGCGAUUCCGCUCGAGCGCUCCUCGCCGCUAAGCGCCCGCCUUGCUCGCCCCCUCUCUAAGCAGCUUCGUCCAGUCAAAGGUCUCCCAGCCCUGCCUGAAAGCUGCGGCCACCCUCCUUUUCUCUUCCUCUGCCAACCUCCUGGGCUUUCUCCACAUCUGGGGCUCCAAGUCCAACAGAUUGCCCACAACUUCCGCUCCAAACCACUUCUCGAACUUCCCUCCCC
This is a messenger RNA of Jaminaea rosea, 6174 nucleotides long. RefSeq lists its product as hypothetical. The transcript is spliced from 2 exons. The record is from RefSeq and is a predicted model, not a curated record. NCBI's taxonomy places the organism in Eukaryota, Fungi, Basidiomycota, Exobasidiomycetes, Microstromatales. The coding region runs from base 501 to 5897 and encodes 1798 amino acids.